UUAAUAGUUUGCUUUAUUAUCUAUUAUAUUGACUUUUUUAUUUUUCACUCCUGCUUGUCUUGGGAAGCUAGCUGGUUUCUCAAAAGGCAUACUCAUCUGCUCCAGUGUCGGGUUAGCUAGCUAGCUUUGCAACGCAGGAGCAACAAAAUGGUUUAUCCAACAUUUGUUAGCUAGCUAUGCUAACUGUCAAUGUAUGGACGGUUAUGGACAAAUAUCGCCUAGCACUAGCUAGACUUACGUUGGAUAACUAGCUAUGUGUAGACGUAUAUAACGUUAGCUAUCUAGCUAAUGAACGUAUGCUAGCUAGACUAACUGGAUAGCUAAUGAGAUUGCUAGCUAGAUUAAUAACCUUACCUAGCUAGUAAAUUUGCUUUAUACGAGUCUGCUAGGACUACAGGCACUUGACAUUUGGCUUACAAGCUAGCUACCGUUAUUGUACGUUAAUGUACGCUAGUCAGCUAACGUAAGCUAGUUGAAAGUUGAUUGAAGAUUAUUAAGCAUUUCCGUGUUUUAUCUACUUCAUAGUAUACACAAUGAAGCCACUUUGUCAGUCAUUAAGCUAAUAUUUUUGUCAAAUCAUUUGCUAAUUCGCUUUAGUGUUGCCAUGCAAAUAUAAUUUAGUUUUAACGUUAGCUAGGUAAUGUUGCGUAGGACGGUCCAUUUCACAUGGGUGCGUAUCUGACCGGCCUCCAGGACAUAACGUUAAACAACUGUUUCGCUGUUUGUCUUUCUUCCUCUGAGUCUUUGAGAAACGCCAGUGGUUGUAGCUGUUACUGGAUUAAUGUAAAACGGAGACUACCCAUACAUUUCUAGAAUGGAAAUAGCUUUUGCAUUCUUAGUUUUUACCCUCUUUCGGAGGUCUGAACAAAAAUCAAGUGCUUGAUAAUGUUGCCUGAACAUGGUAAUGUGACAGUUUUGUCUUGGCAUUAGUUUACAGGUGUCUUGUUUCCUUUCAUGUGGCCUUCGGUUUGACAGAAAGUGUAGUCUUCUGUGAUUCUAUUAUGUUUACUCUGACAAUGAAUUUCCAUACAUGGUCUUCAUCACGACUGAGCAAUGGACCAGUGGUCCACACAUGGCCGGUGAUAAGGAGUUCUGUGACCCAAAAAAAACAACAAAAACGUCAUGCAAAUUCAGGAGUUUUGGCACCAUGGUUUUUUUCACACUUGCCUGGUUGGGCCACUUGGUACAAAAUCAUGAGAAGCACACAAAGCGUCAAGAGGAUGUCUCUCCUGUGAAUUUCAAACUGAAACAGCCAGAAGCAUGAGAAGCUGUUUGAGCAGCUGUGUGGGUUAGGGUUCGGGUUUAGCCCUCGGAAGGCCUGGCCCAGCGUGUCUGUAGAGAUGCUCGCUCUGCAGGCUGGUCUUCAGCAGCUAGGCCUCCUGGACGGUCUCUCUUCCCUGUAGGAUAAACCUGCUGUUUGCCCCCGAGCCCCGCCCCACAAACAAUGAGCUUGCGGUCCUGAACACGGCUGACCGGGAGCCUCCUCAUCUAUGUACCGCCGCCUCUGACCCCCCCUGCCCCCCCCCCACCAAUGACCCAGAGAAUGACUAAGUGCCCCAUCCCACUUUAAAAGGACAGCGAUGAAGGAUCACUGAGACCCCGUUCCACACUGAGCUCCGUGCCACCCCUCCCCCAUCCCCUCCCCCAUCCCCCCAUCCCCGCCCCCCCCUCCCCAUCCCAAUCCCCCCACCCCGGCUGAUGCGUGCAGGUGUCUGGUUCUGACUGAGUCUCCAGUGCACGGUUAGCCCUUUUGCUCUGCCAUGGUGAUCCACAGUUGGAGGGCAGCGAUGGCCUUGUGAUUCCCACCCGAGGUGUCGUGCGCACAACCUGAACCAUGAAUGGAGGAAAAGAGUGCGGGGGAGGGCCGGGGGGGGGGCCGGGGGAAGGGCCCCCCCCGGCUGCCCAGGUGCCUGUCGGCUGGAAGCGCAGGCUGGACCAUAGUGGCGUGGUCUAUGUCAGUCCCAGUGGCUCUCUGCUCUCCUGCCUGGAACAGGUGAAGGCCUACCUGCUGACAGAUGGGACCUGCAAGUGUGGCCUAGAAUGCCCCCUCCUCCUCCACAAGGUGUUUAACUUCAAUCCCAGGGCUGUGCUCAAGCAGAGGACUGCGGAGGACGUAAAGGCUGACGAAGACGUCACGAAGCUCUGCAACCACAAGAGAAAGAUCAUCGCUGUGGCCACCCUGCACAAGAGUAUGGAACCACCACAACCUUCUCUAGUUCUCACCUGUCCAGGGGGUCACACAAGUGCAGCACCGAUGGCCCCCUCGCGUUCUGCAACUCCCCGAGCAAUAAAGAGCAAAGAGCGGGAGGGGCUGUCCCACCCCCCGGGGGGGCUGCCCCGCCCCGCGCCCUCAGACUGUAAGAACCCUUUCCGCGCGCUGGGCAGCCAGCGACAGGGUGCGUCUGAGCUGAGCCUGGCCCAGCAGCAGGAGCUGUACGGCGGGUACGCCCGCACGAGGCUGGGGGGGGCGGAGCAUGGACAGAAGUCCCCGUAUCGCAUGCUCAGCCCCGCCUCCUAUGGGGACGGAUCACCGUCUCCACGGGCCGACCCCCUGGGCAGCCCUGAUCCCUUCACCCGGGGCAACCCCGGUUUCCAUGGUACCAGCAGCCCCAGCCCUAUCCAUGGCAGCGGGCGCAUGCCCCUGUCGCCGCCUGGCGUGCUUCCCCGCGCCGCGCCCUCCUGUGCCCUGGCCGGGAGGACGUCCGUGCCCCUCUCCCCCCCCAUCGCCACCCAGAGCCCCGUCAUGAAGAACCCCGCGUGCAGCUUCCCCCCCAGCGUGGACAUGCCCCGGUCCGUGUUCCACCACAAGGCCCCGAUCCCGCCCGCCCCAGGGCCCCACCCCCACCCCCAGCCCCCGCCCCCUGCCUGCACCCUCCAGAAGAAGCAGCUGUCCUGUGAGAAGGACCCGCUGGGCAUCCUGGACCCCAUCCCCAGCCGGCCGGGCAGCCGCAGUGCUGUGGCGCUCACCCCCGGCCCGCCUACCUUCCAGCCCACCGUCCACUCUCAGGUACCAGUGAUGAAUGUAGUCAUCCCCCCCGCCAUCGUGCCCCUGCCCAGCAACCUGCCCCUGCCCACGGUCAAGCCGGGGCCUGUGGGGCACGGGGGGCACGGGGGCCACAUGCAGCGGCUCCAGCACGCAGCCACUGCGUCCGUCUCCCCCUCCCCCGUCACCCCCCCCGCGCACCUGGCCGGCUCGGGCGUGGCGAGGGUGGAGGCGUCGCCCCAACGCUCCCGCUCCUCCUCCACCUCCUCCGACCACGGAAGCUUCGCCAUGCCCCCCUGCGGCAGCGUGAAGGUCCCGCCCCGGUCUCCCCGGUCCUCCGUGGGGUCCCCGCACCCCUCCCUGCCUUCCAGCCCCUCCGCCAAACCCGACCCGCUCCAGCAGUACAAGGAUGUCCCCAGCCAGCUGCUGGUGGGGAUGAGCAGCUCCAUGUUCCCGCCCAGCUCCACAGGGAAUGGGCCCCAGAAGGGCCCCUCGGGGCUGCUGGGAAUGCCGCUCAACCACAUCCUGAACCGCCAAAACGCCGCCUCCUUCCCAGCAAGCAGCUUACUGUCAGCAGCGGCCAAAGCACAGCUAGCCAAUCAAAACAAACUGACCUGCGGCGGUGGUGGAAAUGGGGGUAAGGGCAGCAAACCCAGGCUGGCGGGCAGCUGUGGGGGCGUGGCAGAUGGGCACAGCACUUUAAACCCCCCCGCGUGUCCUGCCAACGCGGGCGCGCCGCUGUCCGGGAGCGAGGGCCAGAGCGGCCGGGCGGCUCUGCGGGACAAGCUGAUGGCCCAGCAGCGCAACCCCCUCCGCCUGCGCAAGCAGCUCAACGGUGGGGGGGGCGGCGGGGUCUUCAUGCUCCAGGCCCACGUGAGCGGUCCCCGGCACCCUGACCCUGGGGAGCGGCUGAGGACGGGGGCCCGGACGGGGAGCCUCCCCCCCAGCGCCUCCAUGGCCCAGCUCCUGCAGUCCAUGAGCAACCAGAGCGCCCCCCACCCCACCCCGCUGCAGUUUGGGGAGGGGGCCCUGCACAGUGGGGGCCACGACUCCUGCCGUCUGUUCUCAGAGACGGCAAACCAGAUGCAGGUCACUCCCAGGGGGAGCUGCAGACCCCUGGGACACCCCCCACUGGACCCCCCCAACCCCCACCCCCACGGGCUCACUCUCCACCCCCAGGACCCGCAGGGCUGCCGCUACAUCCUGGGACGGGCCCACAUGGGGUCCCCCCUGCCCCACUGUGGUGAUGGGGGCUUGUCUCACACUGUCCUGGGACAGGCCCACAUGGGGUCCCCCCUGCCCCACUGUGGUGAUGGGGGCUUGUCUCACACUGUCCUGGGACAGGCCCACAUGGGGUCCCCCCUGCCCCACUGUGGUGAUGGGGGCUCGUCUCACACUGUCCUGGGACAGGCCCACAUGGGGUCCCCCCUGUCCCGCUGUGGUGAUGGGGGCUCGUCUCACACUGUCCUGGAGUCAGGCGAGGCCCUCAACUGCAGUGUGAACAACCCCAAACUGCGGACCCUGCAGGCUCACAACAGCGGCCCCAUGUUCCAGCAAGUGGGCCAAGCUCAGCUGGGCCAGGGGUUCCAGGACCCCCGCGCCUUCCCCGAAAACCCCUUUCCUGACAGCUCCUCUUCCAGCCCCAUGGCUUGCCUUUUCCAAAAUUUCCAGGUGAAUGUGCCUGAGAGUAUUUCAAACCCCAGCAAGCAGACGAGCGCUCAGCCCAGGGGAAGCUUGCGUCCCGACACGGUGGCAAUGGCGGCCCUACCUCAGCUGCAGGAGAGCCUGCCGGAAUUACAGCCCCAGGGCCUGGGCCCGCCCGCUGGGCCCCACGGGCUCCAGGGCCUCCCGGGGGGCGGGGGCCAAUCGGUGGACUCCAUCUACAGGGCCGUGGUGGACGCCGCCAGUAAGGGCACGCCUGUGGUGAUCACCACAGCGAUGAGUGGCAGCACGCAGGCCAGCCCUGUCCCGGCCCUCAGCGCUAUGAGUGCCUUCACCGCCUCCAUCGGCGAGGCUGUGAGCCUCCCCCACGCCAUCCACGGGGCUGACCCCCCGCAGCGGCCCCACCCCCAGGCAGCCCCGCCCCGCAACAACUCGGAGCAGGGCAAGUGCACCCCUGAGGGGGGGGAGGCCCACAAAUUCUUCAGGUCCCCCAGUCGUGGAACCCUAACCCCCCGGAGGCAGUGGGAUGAGGGGGGGCCGGGGCCGGGGGCUGGGGUGGAUGGUCAUGCAUCCUGGCGGGGGGAGGAGUUCCUGGAGUGUUCCACCCAAGUCCAGAGCAGCCCACACACCGAGAGGGCCAACACCCUGGCCCCCACCGGCUCCCCCCCCGAUCACAAGCACCUGCCCCUGGCACUCCGGCCUGGUGACAAGGCCUUCCUGGAGGAGGGCUUCCACUUCAACAGCUGCAGACGGGCCUCACUCAACUUCAAGGAGCGGCUGGAGCAGACCGUCGAGCACUGCGCCCACAUGAACGGGGGGGGUCCACUCCUGAGCAGGGGCUAUGGAGACAUCCUGGGCCCCCCCAGGCAGGACCUGAUGGCAGAGGACCAGUCCCCAGGCUCCUCCACCAGCCUGGAGGGCCCCCUGCUGAAAGACUACAUGCACUACAACGGGCACUACAACGGCUGCGCACCCAGCCCCUCUGACACCAAGAGCCUGAGCAGCGAGGAGGACCUGCGCCAGCCGGACUCGCCUUCCUCCAGCGAGCUGCUGCACUACCGCCCCCGCACCUUCAGCAUGGGCGAGCUGGUCUGGGGCCAGCUCAAAGCCUUCCCCCCCUGGCCCGUUAAACUGAUCAACCAGGACCAGGUGCACAACCCCGGUAUGCAGAACAGUGCGCAGGACAAGGUUGAGCCGGGGAGGCUGAAAACACUAACAGAAGACCUGGAGGCACUCAACAGAGCUACCAAGAGGAAUAGAAAAGGUGGGAAGUUAAAUAAUCACUUAGAAGCUGCUAUACACGAGGCAAUGAGCGAGUUGGACAGAAUGUCGGGCAGUGUUCACCAGAUGCCCCCGAGAGACAGACAGAUCAAGCCCAAAACCAAGAGGAGGAAGAUCUCUAGAUAACAUUGAAUGUGUUGGUCAUCAGUCCAAUAACAGGCCAUGAACUGUGUACAUACAGAGUCUGAACUUAGGCAACCAGAUCCUCCACCCAUCUCCCUUUCCCCAGUGCUACUAUCAAACAGUGCACAAGACAGUUGAAGGUGCUGGGUAAAGCCAGUCAUAAAACUGCGCAAAUGACAUUUUGCCAUCUGUCUACAGCUUGCUGAAUAAUUAUUUUUUUCAAGAAUACUAAGAAAAGAAUGAGCAAAAAGCCCUGCAUAUGAGAAAAGACAGUCCAAAUAUUUCUGAUACAUUUUCAGUGUGUAUAUAAACAAUGCAGAAAUGUCUUGGUGAUAUUCAGAAAAGAAAUGUAAAUAUUGUACAAUAUUGUCAUGUACAAGCGUACCUAAUGCACACUAUCUUUUAUUGUACAAAUCAAAGCAGAAAAAAGUGUACAAAUUUCUUUGGUUUUUAUUCAGAACAUGGUCAAUAUGACCAGCAGUGUAAACGGGAUGAAUAAAAAGAGAUACAGCCUAAAGCUUUUAUAUGAUUACAUUGAAACAAUGCUGUUUUUGUAUUAAACAGCAGGAGAAAAGGCAUGAUUAUGUAAACCUGUAAACCCUUGAUUAUGACAGACAUGUCACACCAAUAAGUGUUCAUUUAUGUGUGUCUGAACAGAAUGAACUUUACCAGCUGACAGUACUUCUGGGCUUUUCUUGAAACCGGUCACUGCAGCACAGGAAGUAGAGAGUCAGGCUACAUGCUACAUGUUGAUGCACCACGCAUACGGUAGCAUAGCUAGCUGGCUACAUGUUGAUGCAGCAUGCAUACGGUAGCAUAGCCAGCUGGCUACAUGCUACAUGUUGAUGCAGCACGCAUACGGUAGCGUAGCCAGCUGGCUACAUGCUACAUGUUGAUGCAGCAUGCAUACGGUAGCAUAGCCAGCUGGCUACAUGCUACAUGUUGAUGCAGCACGCAUACGGUAGCAUAGCCAGCUGGCUACAUGCUACAUGUUGAUGCAGCAUGCAUACGGUAGCGUAGCCAGCUGGCUACAUGCUACAUGUUGAUGCAGCAUGCAUACGGUAGCAUAGCCAGCUGGCUACAUGCUACAUGUUGAUGCAGCAUGCAUACGGUAGCGUAGCCAGCUGGCAAUACUACGCAAGAUAGUUGCAGUUCACCUGUAGCUUUAAUACGAUUUUAAAAUGUUAGCACGCUUUCUUUUCCUGUUGAGUUAUUUUUAAGCAGUUCAUUUUUUUGUUGUAGUUUUUUAUAAAACGAAAAGCCAUGCCAAGGAAGAGGCCCAUACUUGUACUUCGAAAAGGAAAUAUUAUUUUUCUUGAAUAUUUUUGAUACAACAAAUAUCAGAUAUGAUGUUUACAUAAAGGACUUGUGAGUGUUAGAUAUAACUGCUUUGCAAAAAACAGCAGAGGAUGUUUAAAUCUUUAGGUAAACUGACUUGUCCAUAUGAAUGUCCAUUUGUAAACAGUAUCUCUUUGUCCAAAACCCAUUACACAUUAAUCAAUAUUAUUAUUAUUUUUCUGCCUGUUGCUAUAUGCUUUUCUGGCCACAGUUGAAGGUUUUCUGUGCCAGAUUUUGGGCUGCCGUGUUAAAGGGAACAUCACUGGAAAUCAAAGAGAUGAUUUGCUGUUCCUUACUAUAGCAUGAGUGUGUAUGGAAAGGCAGGGUGACCAGCAGAUAAUUUAUUUUAUUUAUUCGCCGUGUCUACAGGUUCUGACAGCCCCCGUCUCUAAUGUAAUAGGCUUUGAUUUAUCAACUCUCAACAAAAAAGUUUUCCCUAACUGAAUAAUCUCUUUAUCUAUUAACUCUAUAUACAGAAGGUUCUCCCUUUAAUAGAAGCCUGAAAUGCAUGCACAGGUGAUUAUCCUUAAACCAAAGCAAUUUUCUUCUUCAUUGUUUGGCAAUUUCUUAAAAUCUUAGUUGAAAGGAAUUAAGAUUUUAGUUCCAUUUCACAUCGUUCUUGCUUGUCUUAAGAUUUUUGUUCCAUUUCACAUCGUUCUUGCUCAUCUCCCAUUAAUGAACUGUGUAGCUAAUCAUGACCCACGGGCCUGUUAUUGCAAAGCUGCAGUGGAGGUCAGUUCAGAUUUCACUCUGUGAAAGCAAACCUCUGUGCUAAAGGUAGAUUUUUAAAGAAACAUUGGGUGGAGAAAUGCAUUCUGGGCUUUCUGUAGUCUCGGAACUGGGUCAUGUGUGAUUAAAUCAAAGGAAAGGCUUAUACGUAUGACCUAUGAACUGUAGAAAAAAGAUAAGAACAGCAUUCAGUUUUACAUUUUCUUUACAAGUUAUCUUUUAAAACCACUGAAAUGAGCUUCUACAUGCUGCCAUGGUUUCUGAAUUCAGUGCUAGAAAGGCCUGGUCAGCAUUAGACUUUCAUUUAUGAUUUGAAAUUACCAGGAAAGGCUGUACAGUUUUCAUAAAAUAGUUUAGACUAAUUUAUCUUGACCUUUUGUCAAAGUGUAGUUGAAGCUACAGAAAUAAGUAUCCUAUUAUGCCACCAUACACACGGAUCCCUGCUGCCAAAAUAUUGUCACUGGUUUGGGUUUUAUUUUAUUUUUUUAAUUAGAGGCCUUAAUUAUUUGUUUUUAUUAUUGCUGAGGGUGUAAAUUAUUAAUGUAUUUCAUAUUUAUUUGUAACUGUGUAAUUAUAAUAGUUGGCAAUAAUACUAAUAAGAGUUGUAAACUCUGGAAUGCCUUAGAGUAUAUAUAUUUUUUCUUACAAAAAUGAACAGCCUAUUAUUCAGUUAGUUCAAUUGUCUUUAAUUUUUUUCAGAAACAGCUUAGACUUGCAUUUUGUGUUUUUAUAGGAUUUUAUGUUGGACUUUGGUGACCAGUCACCUAACGAAGCUUGUGAAUUCUUUAGAGUGAUGAUCUGUCUCUCUGUCUCAGGAAGACCGUGUUAUUUAGGAUACAGUCUUCUGUGAAUUGGACAAACUCCCAGAUUAACAGUCCUGAAGCAUCUAACACAGUAAAGACACAGUGAUGCUUAAGGAGGGGUUAAGCUCUGGGUAAAAUGGCUGAGGCAGCAAGCAGCCGUAGUUAGGUACUCUGUUAAACCUCAGAGGUGGGGUUUGAGUAAUUCAUCCUCGAGGCUGAGCGUACAGUCCAGUGCAUCAUGCAUUUCUCAGGAAAUCCCCUCAUAGUACUGCCGGAGCAAACUCAUCCCAUAGAUCCCAGGUGGUGAUGUCAUGAUCGUGACUCGAACCCGGGGUUCCCCUCCGUACACCGUUAGGAGGCUGUGAGGCGGCUGUAUCCCAACACUCAUUCUGAACAAAAAGAAAAGCUGGAGAGAUCGCUGGUGAAAACGGGCACCUGCUUUUAACAUUGUGGCUGUGUGGGCACAUGGGAGGGCAGUGUGCCCACCUUCAGUAUGCAGAUCCUUUUUACCCGCCCAUAAUGAAACAUCUACAGCGAAAGGGGCAUCUGUGACAGACAGGGUUAGGGUUGUGUGUAACUGUGAGAGAGUGUCUGUGACAGACAGGGUUAGGGUUGUGUGUAACUGUGAGAGAGACAUCUGUGACAGACAGGGUUAGGGUUGUGUGUAACUGUGAGAGAGUGUCUGUGACAGACAGGGUGAGGGUUGUGUGUAACUGUGAGGGGGAAUCUGUGACAGACAGGGUGAGGGUUGUGUGUAAAUGUGAGGGGGCAUCUGUGACAGACAGGGUGAGGGUUGUGUGUAACUGUGAGGGGGCAUCUGUGACAGACAGGGUGAGGGUUGUGUGUAACUGUGAGGGGGCAUCUGUGACAGAGAGGGUUAGGGUUGUGUGUAACUGUGAGGGGGCAUCUGUGACAGACAGGGUUAGGGUUGUGUGUAACUGUGAGGGGGCAUCUGUGACAGACAGGGUUAGGGUUGUGUGUAACUGUGAGAGAGUACCUGUGACUGACAGGGUUAGGGUUGUGUGUAACUGUGAGGGGGCAUCUGUGACAGACAGGGUUAGGGUUGUGUAUAACUGUGAGGGGGCAUCUGUGACAGACAUGGUUAGGGUUGUGUGUAACUGUGAGAGAGUGCCUGUGACUGACAGGGUGAGGGUUGUGUGUAACUGUGAGGGGGCAUCUGUGACAGACAGGGUUAGGGUUGUGUGUAACUGUGAGCGAGUGCCUGUGACAGACAGGGUUAGGGUUGUGUGUAACUGUGAGUGAGUGCCUGUGACAGACAGGGUUAGGGUUGUGUGUAACUGUGAGAGAGUGCCUGUGACAGACAGGGUUAGGGUUAGGGUUGUGUGUAACUGUGAGAGAGUGCCUGUGACAGACAGGGUUAGGGUUGUGUGUAACUGUGAGCGAGUGCCUGUGACAGACAGGGUUAGGGUUGUGUGUAACUGAGAGACGUCUGUGACAGACAGGGUUAGGGGAGACUGCUGUGACGGUCUUUGUUAUGUCUACAUAAUGGUGUCAGUAGCCUAUCUAUUACGUAGACUUAACUAUCUUAAAAUAUUUAAGUGCACAAACAAUAUGGAUUUUGCCUGGUUUUCACAUCUUCUGUUAUUGUAGAGUCAACCAACACCAACUGUGUUGAAUUAUGUUUUUUUUUAAUUAAUCAUAAAAAUAUCAAGUGCAAUAGAGCAUCUUUAAGAUAAUAUUAUAAUCUAAUGCAAUGUAGUCUAAUACAAGCAUUUUACUGAUUUUCAGGACUUUACAGUAGUUUCCCCCUCAUAAAUCACUCUGUCAGUACGAUAACAAGCGCAUUUAUAAAACAAAUCUGUCAAUCAGUGAAAUCAUAUAAUCAGUGAAAGUUAAAAUUUAAAUUGAAUAAACACCCCACAGUGCACCUUUUUAUCUUGCCCAAGUCACAUGACCACAUCCGAGAGGAGGAGGCUUCAGUCCCACUGGUAAAGUUCAUUCUGCUCUUGUGUUAUGGAGCCCUGCCACAGUCCCAUUUACAAACGUGAAAGAUCUGUCAUUCUAUCUCACUUUCUGUUGUCAAAAUCAGUAUGUUUCUGUUUCAAAUGGUGAAUGUUGUCCAUUGGUUUAUACCAACAUGUUUACCAGUCGAGUGUGUGAUUAUUUUUCUUUGUGUUCUUGUGUGUAUGUGUUUAUAUUUAGGUUUUAUUUGUCCCCUUGCUUUUUAUUAACCUUAUUUGUUUAAAGCUCAUUUUUGUUGUCAGUGUCAUCCCUCUGACAUACUAGCUAAGUUUCUAUUUUCUCACCAAUGUAUACUUUACAACACUAGACUUUGUAAAGUAUUCUUGUGCACUUGAUUUCAUUGGUUGCAUAUAGCAUUGCCGUGGGUGCUAGAUGUAGUGUAUUGGAGUCCAUAAUUUCUUUUUUUUUUCUUUUUUUUUGGACAUGAGUUUGUGUAAGCAGCAGUUAAUGUAAAUAUUGUGAGUAUUACAGGUCAUGCAGUGAUGUAACAUUUAAACAAUGUUGCACCAAUGUUACAAUUAAAAACUGGUCACUCAUACUUGAAA
Messenger RNA from Anguilla rostrata (American eel), 11447 nucleotides. Its product is annotated as methyl-CpG-binding domain protein 5-like. The transcript has 12 exons. NCBI's taxonomy places the organism in Eukaryota, Metazoa, Chordata, Actinopteri, Anguilliformes, Anguillidae. Gene Ontology annotation, cellular component: chromocenter; nucleus. Bases 1835 to 6052 code for a protein of 1405 amino acids. The record is from RefSeq and is a predicted model, not a curated record. Gene Ontology annotation, molecular function: chromatin binding; DNA binding.